AUGGCUGUUCGGACUUCCACUAAACCGAAUCUAUAUGAUGAUGAGGACGAGAAACCUUUAGUUUUUAAACGGUCCAACACAAAAUCUAAACAAAAUCAGUUAGAUGGCCAGUUAAAACAGUUACCAGAACAGAAUAAGUCUACCACAAUUAAGGAGGAAAGUAAUUCUAUUGAACAUCCUGCUGAAGAAAAUAGUGAUUCUGAAGAUGCAAAACCAAUAAAAGCCCGACUGGGGAAACCUUGUGAAGAUUCGGAUGAUGAUAAACCUUUAUCAUCAAGGAUUACACCAAAGAAGGUGGGAACUUCAGGCAGUCAGCCUUAUGAUUCUAAAGAAAGGAAGCUUGUGGCUUCAAAAGUUCAGAAGAAUUGUUCCAGCACAACAGAUAAGGGCAAAACUUCUUUUGUGAUCUCUACUAAGAGGCCUCUAGAUAAGGCCAAUAUUUCUGAGAAGUCCUCAGCUAAAAGGCCAAAAGUUUCAGAUUCUUCUACAUCUAUAAAGAAUAUGCAGGUAUCAGCCAAAAAAGAACCAAAGGAAGAAGAUGAUGACGACUUCAUUCCAAUUUCCCAGAGGAUUAAGAAAGCUACAUCAGAUAAUAAAUCACCUGUGACAAAGCAAAAGGUAACAAAAGUUGGCCCAUCCUCAAUCAAGAAAAAGAUCAAGAAGGGCCAAAAAGCUUCGCAAUUUUCAAAGUAUUCUAAGUCUACAACAGUUCCACCAAGCUCUAAUGAUGGGCAGAAAAAAUGGACUAGUUUAGUUCACAAUGGUGUCAUUUUCCCACCUCCAUACAAGCCUCAUGGGGUUAAGAUGCUUUAUAGUGGGAAGCCAGUCACCUUGAGUCCUGAACAAGAGGAGGUUGCAACAAUGUAUGCAGUGAUGAAAGAUACAGAUUAUGUGCAGAAACAAACAUUCAGAAACAAUUUCUGGAAUGAUUGGCAUAAGUUGCUUGGGAAGAACCACAUAAUUCAGAAAUUGGAUGCUUGUGAUUUUACCCCAAUAUAUGACUGGUAUCAGAAUGAAAAGGAAAAAAAGAAACAGAUGAGUACGGAAGAGAAGAAGGCCUUGAAGGAAGAUAAACUCAAAGAAGAGGAGAAGUAUAUGUGGGCCGUCGUCGAUGGUGUAAAAGAGAAGGUUGGAAACUUCAGAGUUGAACCACCUGGAUUAUUCCGAGGUCGUGGAGAGCAUCCAAAGUCGGGGAAGCUGAAAAGGCGGAUUCGUCCAAGUGAUGUUACAAUUAAUAUAGGAAAAGAUGCCCCAAUUCCAGAAUGUCCCAUCCCUGGUGAAAGCUGGAAAGAAGUAAGGCAUGACAAUACGGUUACAUGGUUAGCUUUCUGGAACGAUCCAAUUAAUCAAAGGGAGUUCAAAUAUGUGUUUCUGGCACCUAGUAGUUCCUUGAAGGGGCAAAGCGACAAGGAAAAAUAUGAGAAAGCAAGGAUGCUGAAGGACUACAUAGGAAACAUCAGGGCUGCAUACACUAGGGAUUUUACUAGUAAAGAUGGUACUAAGCGGCAGAUAGCAGUUGCUACAUAUCUCAUUGAUAAACUUGCUCUCAGGGCUGGAAAUGAGAAGGACGAUGAUGAAGCUGAUACUGUUGGUUGCUGCACUUUAAAAGUAGAGAAUGUAAAAGCAGUUGCCCCUAACUCGUUGGAGUUUAACUUCCUUGGUAAAGAUUCAAUCAGAUAUGAAAAUACUGUUGAGGUUGAGAUUCCUGUUUACAAGGCAAUUAUACAGUUCCAGAUUGGGAAACGUGGCUGUGAUGAUCUCUUUGACAGGUUGGAUACCAGUAAAUUGAAUGCUCAUCUAAAGGAACUGAUGCCUGGCCUUACAGCGAAAGUGUUCCGUACCUACAAUGCUUCUAUUACAUUGGAUAACAUAUUGAACAAGGAAACGAAAGAGGGAGAUCUUUCAGAGAAAGUUGUUGUUUAUCAGCAUGCAAACAAAGAGGUUGCCAUAAUUUGUAAUCAUCAGCGUACUAUCUCAAAGACUCAUAGUGCACAAAUGUCUAGGUUACUUGAGAAGAUUGAGCAUCCUGAAAGAGCUGAAACAGAUUUGGACAGGGCUAAAAAAGGAAGGCCCCCACUGAAAGAUGCUGAUGGGAAACAAAAAAGAAAUUUGACCCCAGAAGCAUUAGAGAGGAAGAUAGCUCAAACGACUGUAAAGAUUGAAAAAAUGGAACUGGAUAUGAGAACCAAAGAGGAUCUGAAAACGGUGGCAUUGGGAACGUCCAAAAUUAACUAUCUUGACCCUAGGAUCACUGUUGCAUGGUGCAAGCGACAUGAAGUUCCAAUUGAGAAGAUAUUCAACAAGUCUCUCCUGGCAAAGUUUGCUUGGGCAAUGGAUGUGGAUCCUGACUUCAGAUUCUGA
Messenger RNA from Prunus armeniaca (apricot), 2361 nucleotides. NCBI's taxonomy places the organism in Eukaryota, Viridiplantae, Streptophyta, Magnoliopsida, Rosales, Rosaceae. The record is from the annotation of a GenBank genome assembly.